AUCAUUUCCAAUACAGAAAAGGAAGUGUUAUCGUUGACUUCAAAGUCUUGAUGAGUCAAGUGUUCACAUCUCCACAAGAAAAYCCUCCUGACCUUCAAAGUGAAGUGAAUGCUAUUAUGAUCGACCAAGCAAAUAAAGGGUCGUUUGGAAACCUCACAGUUGGUUCCCUCGUAUUGARAGUUAAACCCCCACCACCGUCAAAUCUGCAGAUAGCUAACAGAAGAACUAAGUCCAUAACUAUCUCAUGGCAGCAUCCUGUUGGUCAGCAGUCAUAUCAAAUUCAACGGUAUAUCCUACGCAUGCGCAAACAAAGCCAACAGGAAUGGAAGACAAUAGMUGUAGGCAGYGWCAWUAYCUCUCAUACAUACYCUGACCUCGAUGUAAACACUAGAUAUGAGUUUCAAAUAUUCUCAAGAAGCCCGAUGGGUGAUGGGAUACCUAGUGCCAUAUUGCUUGGUAGAACKUUGACAGUUGAUCCGAUUAUCGCUAACGACGGCCAGAACUUCACUGUGACAGUAGGUGAGUCGGUUGUGCUGGUAUGUCAAGGGUCAAGCGACCCGAGACCUCAAAAGGUUACUUGGUUGAAGAGAGCGUCAGACAACGAGAUUAGUACCAACAUUACAGGAAAUGGAAAAAUAUUGAACAGCUACAUGACUAUACACAACGUUACAGUUACUGACUCGGGCACAUACCCUUGUACAGCAAGCCACGGAAACCAAAAGAAACAAGGCGCUGUAAACCUCAUCGUGAAAGUUCCCGUCGCGGUAAACUUGAAUGUAACACUCACCAAGGUAAACUUUACUGAGAGUUUGAAGAACAAGUCUUCWCCGCAGUAUAAAAAGCUAGAGGCACGCUUCGUUUCGACGCUUGAAGUAAUCUACCAAAAURUGACUGGUUUUCAGAGGGUAGAAGUUCUAGGAUUUGUGAAUGGUAGYGUUAAAGUCCGAUUCCGCGUGAUAAUAGUAGUAAAAAUAACACAACCAAAUGUUCAAACCAAGCAAAGCAAAGCAAAGGUUGAAGCGACUAAUCUUAUCAUUCAAAAAGUAAAGUCGACUGGUGGUGACCUCGGCAAUGGGCUGACAAUUAAAAAGGACUCAAUACAAACUGAUGCCCCACCAAACCCUCCACGCAACGUUACCGUUGAUGACAUCAAAGAAAUCACAGCUCACCUUAGAUGGAGCAAACCGCAAUAUGCAGAGUACUUUUUCUUUUCUCAUUACACCAUCAAGCUAAAAAAACAUGGUGAAGAAUCAUGGCAAGAAAAGUUAACCAUUAAAUCUAUGCAGUUGGAUUGUCCUUUAGAAGAUCUCCAAGAAGACACGGCCUACUUUGUAAAGGUAUAUGCCAAGAAUCAACAAGCAAAUGGACUUGAUAGCACCGUACAGGAAUUCACAACUAAAGCUUCCAAAACAUCGUUAAUGUGGCUGUGGGUAUUCCUGCCUUUGUGUGUUAUUCUUGUCAUCGCUGGGAUUGUGAUUUGUUAUCGAAAGACAAGAAGAAACGACAAUUAUUAUGAUAAGAAUCCAAACAAACCAACGACACAUGCGCAAAAAGUCAAACUGUACUCCUUUAAAAAUGAGGCUUUUUCCCUUUCCGCUGUUAAUCAUGAUUUGGGGUCCUUUGGAAUGAUGCCCGGCAAGUGGUGGGAAAUUCCGCGGGAAUCUCUUCAACUUCAAGAAAAGUUAGGCUCUGGUGCCUUUGGAAUGGUGCAAAAAGCACAGCUACGUGUUGAAAAUGCCGUCAUGACCUGCGCAGUUAAGAUGCUACAAAAAGUAGCAAGCGAAGAGGAUCAAAGAGAUCUGUAUCAAGAGUUGAACACCAUGGACAGCGUUGGUCGUCAUGACAACCUAGUGAAUCUGAUUGGUGCUUGUACAUGUAACGGUAAAUAUGACAUUUUAUUCUCUUAUUCAAAUGAGCACCUCGAUGAAUUGAGCUGGUAUUAUCUGGCCAAUUGUUGUGUUCAUCGCGAUCUUGCUGCUCGGAAUGUCUUGUUAACUGAAAAUGUACGAGCAAAGAUCGCUGACUUCGGGCUGUCUCGUGACGUCUACGAACGUGGUUUUUAUCAGAAAACGUCUCAGGGUAAGUUGCCUGUGCGAUGGAUGGCUAUCGAGGCAAUACAACAAAUGGUCUUUACCACUCAAAGUGACGUCUGGUCUUAUGGAGUGGUGCUGUGGGAGAUCGAGACCGGAGGUAAGAUGCCUUACGGAGGACUGAAAAUGAAGGAGUUAUUAAACCAUUUGAAAAAAGGCCAGCGUCUGCAGCGUCCAAUCACAUGCAAGGAAGAAAUUUAUGAUGUAAUGCUUCACUGUUGGCACAGCAACCCAAGAAKACGCCCAACAUUUGAUGAACUCUGUAACAAGAUGGAAGCACUUCUUGCAGUUUACGCAUAAAAUUGUUAUGCGACAUUAGUCACAUGACUAUUUCUCUCUCUUUUGGCUAUCUCGACUUCACCUACUUUUUCCCCGAGAACACCUAUAAUAUUAUCGUAAUAAUAGCUUAUGUGUACUCAGCUACCGUCCAAUAACUAGUAUGCUAGCAAUGGUAAACAUCCAUUAAUGUGUUAUAAGACAACAUUUUUAAAUUAAUAUUCAUGAACAUUUUCUAGUAAUAAAGUCAGUCACUAGGUUACCGUUAACUUCCACCUGAGUUAUUGCAUCAAUAGAACAUAUACUUAUUUUGACAUAAUUUUGAUUAGAUAUAAAAUAUGACAUUUGCUUCG
This is a messenger RNA of Exaiptasia diaphana, 2719 nucleotides long. RefSeq names its product ephrin type-A receptor 2. Lineage: Eukaryota; Metazoa; Cnidaria; Anthozoa; Actiniaria; Aiptasiidae. The transcript has 15 exons. The coding region runs from base 51 to 2390 and encodes 779 amino acids. Gene Ontology annotation, biological process: multicellular organism development; positive regulation of kinase activity; protein phosphorylation. The record is from RefSeq and is a predicted model, not a curated record. Gene Ontology annotation, molecular function: protein binding; ATP binding; transmembrane receptor protein tyrosine kinase activity. Gene Ontology annotation, cellular component: signaling receptor complex.